Ilex paraguariensis (yerba mate) is the source of this 903-nucleotide messenger RNA. Lineage: Eukaryota; Viridiplantae; Streptophyta; Magnoliopsida; Aquifoliales; Aquifoliaceae. The record is from the annotation of a GenBank genome assembly.
AUGGAGAAUAAUGGAGAGCCAAGAGGUAUAUCAUUGGGUCAAGAAGUCAUCCAUAGCGGAGUUGAGAUCAUCGUGGGAGCUAGAGAUUUUAAAGCCCAUACAAGGAGAACCUUGGGCAGAGCUAGUGGUCUGCGGGGUGGCGCGAGAAAGCUGCUGAGUGGCACGGCUGGCCCAGGAGGGAGAAAGCGCGAAAGGGAGAUGAAGGCUGGGCAGGCAAGACUACUGCUAGACGGCGCCCACAAGAGGGAAAGAGCACGAGAAGGAGAUAAGAGCAGGGCAGGCAACUACGGGCUUGUGAUGGUCAACGCCUCAAGGGUGACCCAAUUGCCAAAAGGCGCCUUAGAGAGCUGGGAGGCAUCUUCCACGAGCUGGGAAAUGCAAGUAGCGCGUUGGACGCCAGGUGAAGGUGGAGCCCGUUUCAAUGGCGCUGGUGACUUUUUAGGCGCUUGGGGCGAUGGCUCCGACGGUGAGAAGAGAGAGGAGGAGUUGGGCGAUGCCUUAGUGCACGAUACCAGCCAAUUACUAGGCGGCGCCCGCAGGAGGGAGAGAGCGCGAGAGGGAGAUGAAGGUUGGGCAGGCGAGACUAGCGGGCUACUGGGCAGUGCCAGCCAGAUAUUGGACGGUGCCCGCAAGAGGGAGAGAGCACAAGAGGGAGAAGAGAUUAGGGUAGACAACUACAGGCUUGCUAUGGUCGACACCUCAGGGGCGACCCAACUACCAGGAGGCGACAGUAGAGCCCGUUUCUGUGGCGCUGGUGGCUUCUUAGGCGUCCUAGGCGACCAUGAUGACUUGGAUCCACUAGGUGAAGCUUGUGGAGGUUUAGGCACAUUAGGCAACUCCAGGAAGCAUAUGGGUAAGUCCAAUGGCACUUUUGGUGCUUGGGUAGUGCAAGGAAGCGGCUAA